CAAUAUGCAGGCGCGCUCCCAUGGGGUUAUUCCCAUCGCAGUGUCAAGUACAUUUAUAUCUCUGUCAACAAUCCAGCAUGAAUCUUGUGCUAAAACCAAUACAAUCUCAGCCCAUCAACGACGUCUUGAGCAGCUCUUCUACAAAGCUAGCAUCUACCAGCCCAACACAAUGAAGAGCCACCAUUUGGUGAUGAUGCUCGAAGAGGAGCCGCUCGACUUGUAAAGGUCCUUGACAGUUGGAAUCCGGUUUUUAGCUUGGGUGGUCCAGGUGACAAACGAUGUCAAAACCCUGACAAAUAAAUGUGGGGAAAAAGGGAGACCACUGGCUAGCAUGCGGUCAUGGCAAAGGUGUCAUCCUAGAGAAGAAGGGAUGAUGCAUACAGGUCUCGUUGUCAGGCUACUAGAACGGCAUAACGUGUUCCUCAGACUCACCACACCCCUCAGCGGUGCGGAAAGGGCAUGGAAGUAUUCCCUCUUCUGGUCCCUUCGAGACAUGGGGGUUUCUCAGAUAGAUCUUACCCUCGAUGGCAGCGAUGUCGGUGAGGGUGGAGGUAUGUAUCGAGUAUUUCGGCGUAGGGUAAUAAUCCGCCACGUCGAGCAUGGAUUUGGGAGUGAGUCGCCAUCGUUUCUGCGGUUACCGUGCGCCAUAUCGCAUUUACGAUCCACUGUUGACUCAUGGUGCACGAAUCCAACACGGGUCCUCUCCACCCCUUUGUCUUCCAUUCUUUCGAGGGUUCAACGUUCUUCCAAGAAGGCUGUUGAACCGAACCCGGAAAGAAACGUUGAGUCUUCGCAUUCACGGCCCCUUAGUGCUCGGAGGGGAGGGGAUUGCGCUGAACGGGCUUGGGCUGCGUAUACGUAUGGUGGCGUCACGAGCUUCGCGAGCUUGGCGAUGGACAUAGACCUGGCCCUCUCCGACGUCCACCCGCGCCAAUCAUCACCGCUUAAAAGCCAUCGCAGUUGCACAUACGCAGUAUCUGAAGUCUAUCCAAUCAUCGACGUUGGCCAGACAGGUCAAAGUGGGAAGGAAGGUGAGACGCUCAGCGUCACUACUGAGGAGGGUGAUGUGCACGAGUGCAUUGUGGAUGGAUAUAGCUCGUAGUUGGGUUGAUUGGAGGGGAUGACAUGGGCUGGAUGUGGUGGAACCGCAGCAUAGCCAAAAGAAUCAAAAUCGUCGCUAAUCCUCGGCUUGAAUUCGGUUGGAGUGGAUCUUGUGCUCUUGGAUGUGCUUACUACAAGCUUACUACGUCGGCUGAAUCUGACGGAAAUAAGAGGAAAUAAGGCGGCGAAAAGAAAGAGAUUGGCGUCCUUGAACUCUAUAAACCUUGGAUUGGGAAGGUUGGAUGAGGG
This is a messenger RNA of Laccaria bicolor S238N-H82, 1350 nucleotides long. RefSeq lists its product as uncharacterized. NCBI's taxonomy places the organism in Eukaryota, Fungi, Basidiomycota, Agaricomycetes, Agaricales, Hydnangiaceae. Bases 332 to 1102 code for a protein of 256 amino acids. The transcript has 2 exons. The record is from RefSeq and is a predicted model, not a curated record.